AUGGCUUCUUACGCUAGAAGGAUCCUCUCGAGGAUGACGAUGGCUAACCCUCCGUCGAGGAAUGCAUCGACCUUCGCCGGCACCCGGAUUUUGGCGGCCAGAGGUCGGCCUUCUCCCCCCGAGGUGAUCGAGGAGGAGAUCCCGACGUCGGGAAUCAGCCGGCCCCUCGCUGAGGUCCUGCGAGAACUCAGCAAGCGAGUCCCUGAGUCCGUCAUCAAGGUUCGCGUGGAAGACGGCACGGAAGUCAAAUACGUCCCCUGGUUCGGAAUCGUAGAUGCUUUACCCUCUUCAUUGCUGCAAUUUUUUGACGUACGACCGUCAUUUUCUUUCUGGCCUCUGCUAUGUAUGCAUCCAUAGUUUUUUGCGGCUUUUCCUGUCAGUGUAUGACUUUUCGGAUGUGCUCACGUCCAAUUUCCGCCGAAUAUCUCCAUAGUUUGGCACAUUGUUUGUGGAUUAAUGCUCCUUUCGGCUAGAGAGAGCUCUGGGGGAAGUUUUGUGAUACCGCAUUUGAUGCCUGCGCGAAGAGGGGAGGAUUUUGAAGAGUGCCUUAGGUAUGUGAAGGGGACGGUAAAAUGAUUGUGAGCUUGGGAUUGACCUAGGCAACUCUCAUUUGAAGUUUCAGCGGAUAAUAGAACGAUUUCCAGGGCAUUAGAUAACCUAGCGCACCAGACACAGGUCUCAGUUUCAUGGAGCAAAUGCGUCUAUCUUCCGUUAUCAUAGAACUAAGUAUUUGGCUGUGGUAAUGGCCUUAGAAGCUGUUGAAGCGCGUCCUUUAAACUCUGUAUAUGACCCUCAUGUGUAUUCCAUUGAGAACUAAUUCGCCGGUGGUUCUAAAUUCUUGACGCAUUCUUUUUGAAAGAGGAGAUUGAGUAGAUAGCGUUGAUCCCUUUGAACUACAAGUCACCUACGGGCAACUUGUGGAAGGUCUUUGGAGGAUUUUCUAUGAUCACUUCCAACCGUGCUAUAGAACUAGAGAGAACAUCUACCGCAUAUGCCACAUUUUCAUGGAGAUUUCCUCCUUUAGAAUGUUAGAUUUGCCGUUUGAUAAGAAAGUUUUGUCAGAAGGUCAGUGGAGAUUGACGGAUGCCACAUUGCUGACAAUGGCUAUCAUAACUAUCAGUUGCAUGCUUUUUAUUCUAUCAUUUUCAUUCUCUGGCCCUCCCCAACACCUUCAAUAUCACCAAUCGACGUAGCUCAUCUCUCUCGCUUUCUCUCCCCCUUUAUGCCACUUAUCAUUCACAGUGCCUUGGUAGAUAUAUUACCCUAUUAAUUAAAUUAUUUUUAAACUGCCUUAUUUUUGCUUGAUCUUUCUCUCUAAGGGAGCCUAAUACCUUUUGAGCCCAUCCUCUUCUACUGAUCAGGCACCCACGAGAUCAAAUAAACUCUUAUUAAUGUGUGAUGAUCUUUGAUUUUUGAAUCAUUCAUGAACUCGCAUUUUCUUUGUUUUUUUUUUUUCUUGAAAUGUCAACUAGGAAAAUUGUCUUGAUCAGAGAGUUUUACGUAGUUGAUUAUUACUCUUUCUGUGUAUUAUUAUUUCGAUUGUUUCUUUCUCGUGUGAAACUUUCUGCUACUACUAAGUUCAUUUUCUUCCUCACUUUCUUGCAGGCAUAUUGUGAAUCGGAUUAUGAAUAUGCAGGCCCCGGGUGCUUCUUUUUCUUCUUCUUCUUGUCCCAGUUGCUCAAUAGGAGACUGUCGGUUAAUUUUUCUUUCUUGGGUUUGUAGAAUGGUCAGGUGAGGUUAGAAGCAUCACGUAUUCAGCUGAUGGCAAGUCAGUAUCAGUCAUCUACCGUGUGACUCUCUAUGGAACUGAUGCGGAGGUAUUUUCUGAGCUCAGUUAAUGUUUCUGUAAACCAUUCGCAGACUCUGUAUUAAUUUUUAUUUAUAAUUCUGUACAUUGGAAUUAUGCAGGCUUAUUUCUCUCCCGUGUAUAAUUCUAUCAUUUCUUUUCAAAAAUAAUUGUCCUUGUGCUAUCCACUCUUAAGACGCGUUCUGUCAUCUUCAUCUUAUCAGCUAAUAGCUUCAAAAUUGUGACGUAGGGUUCUUUUAAAUGUCAAAGAUUAGAUUGGAUGUCUCAUAUGUUGACAUGUAUAUUAUUGACAAAAGAAGCAUGGCUUCACCGUCUUCUUUCAUUGUGUUGAUCAACAAUAGGACGUUUCAAGAGUAGAAUCUAGUUGUUCUUGGACAGAUCUUCUUUCUGUAUUUUUGCUGCCUGAAGAAGAGAUGGAUCUUGAAGGUGUGAUCCCAGCAGCACCAAACAGGGGUGCUGUAACAGCUGACUAAGAUCUAAAAACCCAUUUAUUUAUUCCAUCAUUGCCUGAAUUUACAACUUUUAAUUGAUUUAAUUCUCCGGAAUCCUUUUCAGAUCAAUUUAAUUAAUCAUGAACUACACACCAACAUCGGUGAAUGAACUAGUUAGAUCCUCCACAUGCUCAACUCGCGAGCUUAUCUCACCACUGCCAUCGGUUUUUUUAGAAGAAAUAUGUGCUCCAUCUGACGAAUGAGUUCCAGAUUUGAUCCGUUUCAUCGCUUUCUAAUCCACCAUAAUUCGCCACUCGUCAGAUCUUCUGCAUCUGAUAUCAUGGGUUCAUCUUCUUACUGCCAUCGAUAUUUUAAGACAAAUGUGGUUUAUCCAUCUCAUGAGUUCACAUUAUUGCUUGAAUCAAUUUUUCCAUAAAAAGAUUCUUCUUUGCCUGAUGAAUGGCUUCCAGAUUUAUCGGGAAUCCACUGGAACAGCAUCUGUGGACGACACAAGCUAUGGGGAUCCUGUGCAGAAGGCCGAAGCAAUGGCCUUCCGACGGGCCUGCGCUCGCCUCGGGCUUGGCCUUCACCUCUAUCACGAAGAUCUGGCCUAG
Spirodela intermedia is the source of this 2852-nucleotide messenger RNA. The record is from the annotation of a GenBank genome assembly. NCBI's taxonomy places the organism in Eukaryota, Viridiplantae, Streptophyta, Magnoliopsida, Alismatales, Araceae.